Vicia faba (fava bean) is the source of this 816-nucleotide messenger RNA. Lineage: Eukaryota; Viridiplantae; Streptophyta; Magnoliopsida; Fabales; Fabaceae. The record is from the annotation of a GenBank genome assembly.
AUGCAAGGUUAUAAGGAAUUUCAAUCUGAGGCACAACUUCUAGCGAUUGUUCAUCAUAAAAAUUUGGUCUCCCUCAUUGGAUAUUGUGAUGAAGGUGAAAUAAAAGCAUUAAUUUAUGAAUACAUGACCAAUGGAAAUCUACAACAACACUUGUUAGGUGGAAAUUCAAAUAUCUUAAAAUGGAAUGAGAGACUUAACAUUGCAGUAGAUGCGGCAUACGGAAUUGAUUAUAUGCAUAAUGGAAUUAAGCCCCCUAUUGUGCAUAGAGAUUUGAAGCCUUCCAACAUAUUAUUGGAUGAUAAAAUGCAUGCCAAGAUUGCAGAUUUUGGUCUAAGUAGAGUUUUUGGUAAUGAUAUUGAUUCACAUAUAUCCACUCGUCCUGCUGGUACAUUUGGCUAUCUUGAUCCUGAAUGUCAGAGAAUAGGAAACAUAAGUAAAAGAAAUGACGUCUACAGCUUUGGAAUAAUUCUAUUUGUGUUGAUCACUGGUCGUCAAGCAAUAGAAAGAGCAGGCGGAGAAAGCAUUCACAUACUUGAAUGGGUUAGUCCUAUAAUUGAAGGAGGAGAUAUUAAAAAUAUAGUUGAUCCAAGGUUGAAGGGAGAAUUCAAUAUCAAUUCAGCAUGGAAAGUUGUAGAGAUUGCUAUGUCAUGCAUUUUACAAGUUGCUGCAGAGAGGCCAGACAUAAGUCAAAUAUUGACAGGGCUAAAUGAAUGUCUAUCUUUGGAGAUGAUUCAGACAAAUAAUGGAAGAGAAAGAGAUAUAGUUGAAGUUCCUUCUCUAUGUAUGGAAUUAGAAUCUUAUCCUUCAGCUAGGUAA